Molecule: messenger RNA, 2416 nt
Organism: Ylistrum balloti
Lineage: Eukaryota; Metazoa; Mollusca; Bivalvia; Pectinida; Pectinidae
Product: KICSTOR subunit 2-like
Exons: 11
Coding region: 123-1493 (456 amino acids)
Biological process (GO): protein localization to lysosome; cellular response to glucose starvation; negative regulation of TORC1 signaling
Cellular component (GO): KICSTOR complex
Source: RefSeq, a predicted model, not a curated record
AGUCGGAAUACCUCGCCCCGUAGGAGUUCCGAACAGAUUUGUCAUAAAGCGAAAGUAAGGAGAAUGAUAAGAAAACGUAUUUGAAAUUGACCGAACCUCAGGGUUUUGGGUGGUGACCUACCAUGGAUAUGGCCACUUUAGGGCACCUGUCACCCCUGUCCCCAUUAGGGGCAAAAGAAGAAACAUUUCUUGAGAACUUCUUUAAACUCAUUAGUCAAUUUUCUUACGAAAAGGCUCGUGAUUUAGCGGAUAAAGAGAAAGAUAACCAUAAAGCUGCGUUUGCUUCGUCCUGGGGACUAUUUAUGUACUCUCUCACCCAGUUUGCUACUGCAGAGAAGGGUUAUAUGUCACUAGCAUUUCUGGAACACAAAGGAUUCUUCACUCGUUCAAAAGAUACUCUGAAGAGUGUUUACCACUCACUAGCUCUGGAAUUUCGUAAAGUGGAAGAAAAUGUGCGAAAUCAAGAUCAGCUUGUUCAUUUCGGUCUUCCUCACCCAUCUGCAGAGUUUGAACAGCUGAUCGCCCACCUAUGUGGUCAGCUUGGUCACUUUGUCCUGGCCAGGCAGAAGUCUAUGGAGUUUUAUGAGCAGAUGAGCUCAAUGGGGACGUACAAAGUGAUAAAUUAUUCUGAAUUAAUGGUGGCCAUAUCAAGGAUUGUCCAGACCAACAGUCGGAACUUCCACCAUCCACUUCUCAGUCAUCUCAAGUCCAAAUUCUUCUAUGAGUGUGAAAUUAUGUCACACCUGCUUCAGGCACAGGUGUUGAUGACUGAGCUGCAGUUCCUGCCAUCUCUCCUUCAGCUACAUCAGGCUCACAGUAAAUUGACCAGCUGGGGGGCCAGUGCUCAUCAGAUUAAGGAGGUUAAGAAAUCAGCCUUUGGUGGUUCCAGUAAACAUAACCCCUGGCCAGCACUCUACAACUGGAUUGUCAAAUACAAACAGGUGCUGUUGUCUAAGUUUAGUCUAUACUUCUACGACCUCCUCCAGAAACAAGUACACUCCAGUGAGAUGAAAACAGUGACUGCCAGACUCUCUGACGAUUUUGUCAGCAAGAUUGUAACAUUCCAGCGUAAGUCAGAUGCCACACAUGUCUCACUAGUACUCGACACCCAAGGGAUCCAUCGGUGUAAGGGUUCAGGCUACAACUUUCCUAAGAAAUACACAGAGGAACCUAAAGGACUCGAUACUUUUCCUGCCAUAUAUUCAUACCCUGCGGAUCGACAGGUGCAGAACCAUUGGCAUAACAUUGUGAUGCUGAUCAACAAUAGAAUGAGUGAUCACCAUAUCUACGACAAAAUCACCUGUAUAUAUGAUAAGACGGCCCAAAGCACGUACUUCAUAACCCAGGUUGAUGUGAGAAUAACGUUUGUUGUCAUCUUUGAAUGCAAGAAGUCGGAGAAAGACACUUUUGUUAAUAAUUUUAUGGCAGAUCUGCGGACAAAUCUAAAUUGUGCAAGACUUUUUACAGCUCUGAAACCAGGAGUGCGGGGUUGAAUAUUUAAACACAAUUUGGUCCUGUUUCACAAAUAAUUGACUGAGUUAAAUGUUAUGGAAACCUGGACUUUGAGAAACCAUUUCUUCUGUUGCCAUAUGCUAAUUUGUCUUCCAUGUUAGCUGUAUAGAAUGUCUUUGUUGACUCCUAAGAUUUGACAGAAUCUAAACAAGUGUUAUUAAGAUACAUAAUUAAACUGAUUUUAUAUGAAAAUGAAGACCAGAGGGAGGAGAAGGGUAUGGAAAUAAAAUCUUUCUUCUUUUGUUAAAAUACCAGGAGUUUGACCAGUCUAGUAAACAAGUGAGUUAUGGGAACACAUCCAUUGGCAAAGGUUGUAUAUGUUCCUUUGGGUCAAGAAGGUGAAAUACAGGGGAGGGGGGGGGCAAUCUUUAAACCACUCUUACGUAAUGACAACUAUGAUAAAGUGAUUGUACCAAAUGUUAACUUGAACAGCAGUGAUGAAGAAUUAGGCUUUUCCCCUGUUUUGAGGCGUUUCAUUUUUUUUUUCAAAAGGUCUCAAUGUCAAUCUUAAAAAUUAGUCUGUUGUGUCAUUUAUUUAAAGAGUUAAGUUAUGAUUGCUAUUUUUCAUACAAACUGCUCAGGUACAAUAAUGUGUAGUUAUCCUCAUGGACACAGGAAAGGAAUUCUAGGUGUAAUAAAAGUACUUACUCAAUAUCAACACAUAGAUCUGGUAGUUGUGAAAAUUAUGUUCAUGAUUGCUGAAAUGUUUAAGUGUCUGAGCAAAGCAUGUCAUUUUUGCACGGGUUUUGAACACUAACUGCCUACACAUGUGGAUUUACAUUUUAAUGCAAAGACAGUGCCAAAAGGGUUGCCUUGUGCUGACCAGUCAAACUCUUGCACAAGGGUUCCAGGGGGUAUCCCGGUCCAUUGAACAACGCAUGUUUGAAUCUUUUUCUCACAAACU